AACGUGGAGUCAGUAAACCGUAGCGCCUGUUGCUGUCCACCAGCUGCUGCUGUGCAGUAUCACAGCACUCGGUACCCGGUAACGGCAACAGCAACAAGUGGUAACUUACCGAGUAAAUAAAGCCGUACCUGUCACCUCCAGAGUCCGAGCACAGUAACAAAUGCAUAGCUAAUAUAGAGUGGUGACGCUACCGUGUUAGCUACAGAAGCUAGCCGAGCUAAAGAACUACUUCCGUUAUCUAAGGUGACGUCACCGCUGCGUUCUAAAUGUGGCUUUUUAUUGCUGUUUUAAAGAGUUACAAGUGUCGCUUGGUUGGCUACUUGUAUGCUGAAUAUAGCAGAAUAACUCUUGAAUGGUUUCUUUUCUAAUGUGUGUCUGCGUGUUCACAACUGCUCGGCAUCCUAAAAUUGCCUGAUUAUUAAAUGUUCAUCAUUUAAUUGAAUUCAUUGUCAGAAUGUGAUCUCACUGAAGCUCCAUGAACUCUAACACAUCCUGUUUCUCUCCUGCAGUGUGGUGAAACAUGGAUCAGGUGAGUCCCCAUCAGCACCAUACCAUCUGUGUGUUCAUCAGAGAACGCAGUGCCUGUCACCUGUUGGGGUGCAGGAGCUGCAGACACCUGAUCACCGGUUGGUUGUGACAGGAGGCUCACAAAGCUGUGUUCAGAUUGAAGUGUGCUGCAGUAGAGGACAUUUAGAAAUGGACAGGGACAGCAGGACAACUCAUUUUGUGCACUGCAGCAAUAAGACCUAUGUUUAUCUGUGGACUAGCAGGCAGUUCCAGCAGGAGCAGGUCCAGUGGGAGGAUGUGAAUAAACUUCUGCAGCAUCACGGGUUCAAGCCGGUGCAUUUAGCAGAUCCUGUAGAGAAUAAGAAUAUUUCAGAUCUGAUUGUGCUGGACAAGAAGUCGGUCGGUGAGAUCAGGACGACUCUGAGGACGAUGCUCACAGACUCCGAGAGAAGACAGGCGCUAAUCCAGGAGCUCAUCAAGUCCAACAACACACUCAAAGAGGAGGUUCAUGAGCACACGAGUCGAGCGGCUCAGCAGUCUGAGAGGGCCACAGAGCUGGAGGGGCUGCUGGACGGGGUGAGGACCAGAGUCCAGGACCUGGAGGACCUUGACAGGGCCGCCCAACAGCACGGCCACGCACAACAGCUGCAGCGGGAACAACAGGAAGCACGGAAACAGUGUGAGGUUCUGGAGCAGAAGCUGUCUCAACAGAGGGAGGAAGCAGCUGAACUCCAGAGAAAACUACAUUUCACCGUCAAAGAAGAAGAGCGACGAUCGGCUCGACAGAGUCGGACCUUCCAGCACGUCUGCAACAAAGUCAGCCAGCAGAAUUCCCCAGCAGACCAGCAGCUGCUGGAUGUGAUCGACUUCUAUGAGACCAAAAUGACUCAGCUGCUGGAUGAGCUCAGAUCUGUCAAAGGUCAACCAGGAGGAUCUCAAGUGGCUCAUCAGACAGGACUGAAGAAGGACACUCCAUCCUUCAAAACCAUUCUCAAGGAGCAGCAAAUAGGAAGCAAAGCUCAAAUAGAAGAACUGAAGAGGGAGGUGGAGCGCCUGAAGCGGGAGCUGGAGACGAGGCCGUCGCUCAGAGACGUGAAGUUCUACAAACACAAGCUCCGCCUGUUGGAGGGCUCAAAGAAACACAACAACAGAUUGCUCAAAGAAGACGACACAAGUGAGAUCAGUGAGGACACCAGAGACCAAGCCAGGGAGGCCAGUCUGUGUGCCCACUAUCACCACCUGUUGAACGAGAUCAGAGCUGUUGUGGCCAAUCCCAGUGCUCCGUUACGACUGCACAGGCAGAGACCCUCUGCUGGUUUGGACCUGGCCGAGUUUCACACUGUCCUCCCCACACUGGAGGUCUGGGCCCAGCAGAUCCGCCUCCUGAAGGAUCUGCAAAGGGCUUUAAAUCAGUUGACUGCCAGACUGAUGCCCUGGCAGCCAUGUAAUGGCAGCCAUAAUGCUGCAGACGCAGUAACGGUGGAGGACAUGCUGUUGCUGGUGGACACCAUGCUGGAAAACACCUCAGCUGAUGAUGACAAGGUGCUCAGCAGUCCCACUCGAUACACUCUGGGCUCCAUAGUGUCUCACUUCCAGAAGCUGUUUGACGUGACCUCCCUCAGUGGAGUGUACCCACGUAUGAACGAGGUCUACAGCAGGCUGGGAGAGACGAGCAACACCAUGAAGAACCUCCGAGAUGUUCUGCAGCUCGACAGCAGGGUUCCUCCUGCUGAGGUGGUGAACCGGGUGGCCACACUGAUUUCCUCCACUGAGCACACCGCUGGACUCCAAGAUGUGCUGGGAGAUGCUGAUAUCGACAGAAUCAUCAUCAAAGUGAAGCAGCAUGAGGAGUUCUUCCCUGCUUUCCACGCCCUCAUUAUGGAUAUCUUACAGACUCUGGGAGUGAGUCAGCUGGACGACAUCCUUCCAGCUCUGAAGUGUUUGACGCAAACAGCACAAUGACGAGCUGCACUCACUGAACUGGGUGCUGUGUUUAGUUCAAUGUAGUGAUUGAUUUUUUUUUUUAAUAAAAAGUGAAUAUCAGAAUAUGA
Molecule: messenger RNA, 2558 nt
Organism: Anarrhichthys ocellatus (wolf-eel)
Lineage: Eukaryota; Metazoa; Chordata; Actinopteri; Perciformes; Anarhichadidae
Gene: cep70
Product: centrosomal protein 70
Exons: 16
Coding region: 697-2469 (590 amino acids)
Biological process (GO): regulation of microtubule cytoskeleton organization; cilium assembly
Cellular component (GO): centrosome
Molecular function (GO): gamma-tubulin binding
Source: RefSeq, a predicted model, not a curated record